AUGCUGACCGGAAUAAAUCCACACGAGAGCAAGAAUCCAAACAACAGCAGCGGUGUAUACAGCGCCGGGGAGGGGGCGUGGCUGAGAAUGAGCUGCCGGGAGGGCAGGUCUGAGAGCCUCCUGUGGGAGGAGUGGAGGGGAGUCAUCUAUGCUCAGAGCCGUUCAAUGGGGAAGCUGGAAAACGAGCUGACGUCAGCUUGUAUCGAGUCUCGCAAUGAGCUGUUCAGGGAGGCCGCCCAGGAUGAUAGCAAUGCUAUUGAAACACAGUCAUGCUUUCCUGAUAUGUGUGAUCUUCUGAAAGAGUUGGCUGCCAUAACAGAAAAACUCAAAACCAGUGAAAGCAGGAUAAACGACAGUGAAAGGAGGCUACAGAACAGUGAAAACCAGAUUCUUGAACUAAAUAACAAAGGAAGAACCAAGGUGAUCUUCAGUGCAGCGAUAGGAGGGAGUGCAGCUGUUGGACCUUAUGACACUGAUACAACUUUAGUCUACAAAAGAGUGAUAACAAACAUUGGAAACGCCUACAGUCCAGCUACAGGUAUCUUUACCACACCUGUCGCUGGUGUUUAUUACUUUACCUUCUUCUUCCAUGCUGGAGGGAACAGUAGAACUUAUCUGCAGCUCUACAAGAACUCUGAUUUGAUGGUCACUGCCCACGAUUACCCAACAGAGACUGAUAGGGCUGAUAAUGGAGGGAAUGCAGUGUUUCUUCAGCUGCAGCAAGGAGAUCAGGUGUAUGUGCGCCUGGGUUUGGAUUCAAAUGUGUGGGGAAAUGACUAUAUUACAACUUUUAGUGGUUCUUUGGUCACUCAAAUGUGA
Cheilinus undulatus (humphead wrasse) is the source of this 819-nucleotide messenger RNA. RefSeq names its product collagen alpha-1(X) chain-like. The transcript has 5 exons. The record is from RefSeq and is a predicted model, not a curated record. Lineage: Eukaryota; Metazoa; Chordata; Actinopteri; Labriformes; Labridae. Bases 1 to 819 code for a protein of 272 amino acids. Gene Ontology annotation, molecular function: protein binding.